This is a messenger RNA of Mucor mucedo, 3024 nucleotides long. RefSeq lists its product as uncharacterized. Gene Ontology annotation, cellular component: plasma membrane. The transcript has 2 exons. Bases 1 to 3024 code for a protein of 1007 amino acids. The record is from RefSeq and is a predicted model, not a curated record. Gene Ontology annotation, biological process: intracellular calcium ion homeostasis; calcium ion transmembrane transport. Gene Ontology annotation, molecular function: ATP hydrolysis activity; P-type calcium transporter activity; ATP binding. NCBI's taxonomy places the organism in Eukaryota, Fungi, Mucoromycota, Mucoromycetes, Mucorales, Mucoraceae.
AUGGAACAAAACGUUCCAAAUAGCUGGCAUACUAAAUCCAUCGAAGUAGUAGCCCAGGAACUCAAUACAUCACUCACUCUUGGCUUGACUGAAUCUGAAGUCAUAUCACGACAGACAAUUUAUGGAUUAAACGAGCUUUCUUCCGAUGGAGGCCUGACCUGGUUUACCGUAUUUGUUCGACAACUGAAAGAUGUCAUGAACUGGAUUUUUUUGGUUCUUGGUAUCGUUUCCUAUGUUUUAAACGAUUUCAUCACAGGCUCCAUUUUGAUCAUGGUUGCUGUAGUCAACGUAUACUUAUCGUUUCAUCAAGAGUACGCAGCAGAGCAAACUUUAGCUGCCCUUCGAAAUUUGUCUUCGCCUAGAGCCGAUGUUAUCCGUGAUGGCGUAGAAAUAACCGUAGAUAGCAUAGAACUUGUACCGGGCGAUCUAUUACUGGUUAAAGAAGGCGAUUCAGCUGCUGCUGAUGCUCGUAUUAUUUACGUCUCAAACUUGGAAACGGAUGAAGCAUUACUGACAGGAGAGUCACUUCCUGUUAAAAAAAAGUUGAUAGUAUUAGACAAAAUAGGCGAACCUUUGGGUGAUCGCAUCAAUAUGUUAUACAGCUCUACAACUAUUUCAAAAGGUAGAGGUCGAACUAUUGUUACAGCAACGGGUAUGCAGACCGAAAUUGGUAAAAUCGCUUCCAAAUUGAAUGAAGCGGAUCAAGGGGAACGUACGCGCCUUCAAAAAAGUAUGAGUAAAAUGUAUAUUGUUCUUUUGAUUACUGCUAUUGUAUCCGCCAUCAUCGUAUUAGCUUCUGUAAAAUUCAAGGCUAAUUAUGACAUUGCUAUGUACGCUAUCACUGUUGCACUCUCCGUGUUACCCGCAGGUCUCACCACAGUCAUGACUGUCACUUUGGUUUUGGGUGGCAAAGAAAUGACAAAGCACCGUGCUAUUGUUCGAAAAUUGAAGUGCCUUGAAACUUUGGGAAGUGUCACAGCUAUUUUUUCGGAUAAAACAGGAACAUUGACCAUGGCAAAAAUGGUAGUGGUCUGGUUUUGGACGCCCAAGGAAGGUUAUUUUUAUGUCACACCAAAUGGUCUUGCACCUGAGGGCAAAGUUUAUCGUACCUUUGAUGAAUUGAUUGAUAACCCAUUAAAUUCAGAAAAAACAGAAUUGGUUGAAAAAGCAGAAGGUUCAAUCUCUGAAGAUACAAAUCGCUUAAUUGAGUGUGCCGCUCUUUGUAACAUGUCAAGUAUCAAUAGACGUCAAAUAGUUGUCGAGGACCUAAAAAAGGACAUUGCCAUCGCUCCAGAAGUUAUCACACACAAAAAGAAGCACGAAGCAGCUACAAUCGAAUUCGAUAUGGGCGACCAAGAUGAGGCAGAAUCAGAUGAUUGGAUUGCAAAUGGCGCUCCUACAGAAGUCGCACUCCAAGUAUUCGCUCACAAGUUUGGCAAAGGAAAACCUCAAUUAACAGCUGAAAUUGGUUGGGAACUUAUUGAAGAAUACCAAUUUGAUUCUACAGUCAAACGUAUGUCUACUAUCUGGUACAACCGACCUCUUGAGUAUACAUGUGUUUUUACUAAAGGUGCAGUUGAACGCAUCAUACCGUUAUGUGUCAACCUAUCUACGCAAGAAGCUCGAGACAAUGUUAUGAAUCAAGCCAACGCCCUUGCCGCAAAAGGUUUACGCGUAAUGGCUAUGGCCUAUCGGAAUAUUAAAGGAAUGGAUAUAAACGCUGUCAUUAAUACAAGUAAUGGUCGUAAUCUUGUUGAGUGCGAUCUAACGUUCUCUGGUAUUACCGGUAUUUAUGACCCCCCUCGACCCGAGUCACGCCAAGCUGUAAGGGAGGCUCAUAAGGCUGGUAUUUCUGUCCAUAUGCUUACUGGUGAUCAUGAAAUAACAGCCACUGCUAUCGCAAAGGAACUCAACAUAUUGAAUGAAAAAACCAUGCCACCCGAAGCUCUUCGUACUCUUGUAAUGACAGGCCCCCGGUUUGAUGCACUUACUGAUGAAGAAAUCGACGCACUGCCUCAUUUACCAUUUGUCGUUGCCCGUUGCUCACCCGAAACCAAAGUCAAAAUGAUUCUUGCUUCCAAGCGUCGUAAUAAUAUUUCAGCCAUGACAGGAGAUGGUGUCAAUGACUCCCCUUCAUUACGUAUCGCAGAUGUUGGUAUUGCCAUGGGUAAAAACGGUAGUGAUGUUGCCAAACAAGCUUCAGAUGUAAUUCUCACUGAUGACAAUUUUGCAACCAUUAUUCGUGCUAUCUCAGAAGGCCGUCGUAUCUAUCAAAAUAUGCAGCGAUUUUUAUUAUACUUCUGGAUUACGCUUUCUGGUCUUUGGGCGGUACUUUUGCUUUGUUUAGCCAUACGAGAUCCUGAGAACCGUAGUGUUGCACCCAUUUCUACAAUCCAAAUGUUGUAUCUCUAUGUUUCUUUUACCCCACCUGCUGGAGUUCUGUCUGUUUUACCUGCCUCCAAAACAGUCAUGACCGAACCUCCUAGACCCCCCACUGAGAGUAUUUUUAAUCGUGAACUUUUGUUAGAUCUCUUUGUAUACGCUUCCUUCUUUGCUGCAACAUGUAUGAUUGCGUUUUUAGUUCCUUUAUAUACGAUGGGACAUCAUGGCGUCGAAGCUUCUAACUGUGAUUCCAAUUUUGUCUAUGAAGGCUGUUACUCCUUUUACCGUGCACGAGGCACACUUCUACUGUCACUUACCUUUGUUGCUCUCAUUCUUAUGAUUCAUUGUAGAUCUUAUCGAAACAUUGAAUGGGGACGUAAAGGAUUGAAAGAAACUAUCAGAAGUGCACCCAUUACGCUAACCCUAUUUUUUAAUAUCGUUUGCUUUUGUAUCUUUUUCUAUGUGCCUACUGUGGCUGUCAAGGGGUUCUAUAUGCUAGGUGUUACGUGGGAAUGGGGAUUGACAAUGGCUCUAAGUGUUUUAGCAGUUGCUUUUGGAGAAGGAUACAAGUUUUUGAAACGAAAGUAUCUGAAGCCGGAUGAAGCUCAUAUGUUAAGCGAAUUUAUUUGUAUAGAAGACUAA